Blastocystis hominis is the source of this 1608-nucleotide messenger RNA. RefSeq lists its product as hypothetical. The transcript is spliced from 8 exons. Bases 1 to 1608 code for a protein of 535 amino acids. Gene Ontology annotation, biological process: protein folding. NCBI's taxonomy places the organism in Eukaryota, Bigyra, Opalinata, Blastocystidae. Gene Ontology annotation, molecular function: ATP-dependent protein folding chaperone; ATP binding; ATP hydrolysis activity. The record is from RefSeq and is a predicted model, not a curated record. Gene Ontology annotation, cellular component: chaperonin-containing T-complex.
AUGAGUCUCACAUUUGACGAGUUUGGAAAUCCUUACAUUAUUAUUCGUGAGCAGGAAAAGAAACAGCGUGUCAAGGGCUUGGAGGCAAUUCGUGCGAAUAUUCUGGCUGCUCGAACUCUGUGCUCUAUUUUAAGAACCUCUCUCGGACCCAAGGGUAUGGAUAAGAUGCUGGUGAGCCAAGACGGAGAAGUAACGAUCACAAACGAUGGAGCGACCAUUAUGAAGAACAUGCAAGUGGAGCACCAAGUGGCCAAGCUGAUGGUCGAACUUUCCCAAUCUCAAGACGACGAAGUGGGCGACGGAACCACGGGCGUGGUGGUCCUCGCCGGAGCCAUGCUGGAAAAGGCUCAAGAGCUUCUCGACAAGGGCAUUCACCCGGUCAAGAUCGCGGACGGGUACGAGCAGGCCUGCAAAAUCGCCGUGGAGCAUCUGAGCAAGAUCGCGACGACGAUCGACUUCACGGAGACGAACAUCGAGCCCUUGGUGGAAGUGGCCUUGACCACUCUCUCCUCCAAAAUCGUGAAUAAAUUCAAGCGGCAGAUGGCCGAGAUCGCCGUGCGCGCCGUGCUCUCGGUCGCCGAUCUGCCCCGUCGCGACGUCCGCUUCGACCUCAUCAAACUGACCACGAAAACGGGCGGCAAGCUGGAGGACACGUGUCUGAUUAACGGGCUGGUUCUGGACAAGGGAUUCUCGCACCCGCAGAUGCCGAAAGAGCUCAAGAACGCGAAGAUCUGCCUGCUGACGUGUCCGUUCGAGCCGCCGAAGCCGAAAACGAAGCACGAAGUGGAGAUCAAAUCGGGCAAGGACUUGAUGGAUCUGUACGAGCAGGAGCAGAACUAUUUCCGCAACAUGGUGAAGCUGAUCAAGGACAGCGGCGCCAAUCUCGCCAUCUGCCAGUGGGGCUUCGACGACGAGGCCAAUUCGCUGCUCUACCAGAACGGAAUCCACGCCGUGCGCUGGGUCGGCGGGCUCGAAAUGGAGGCGCUGGCGAUCGCGACGGGCGCCAAGAUCGUGCCUCGCUUCGAGGAAUUAUCGCCGGACAAGCUGGGCUUUGCCGGGUGCGUCCGGGAAGAGCCGGUCGGGACGACGAAGGAGUCGCUGCUGGUGGUGGAGGAGUGCAAGAACAGCAAGACGGUGACGGUGUUGAUCCGCGCAGGGAACGACAUGAUGGUGCAGGAGGUGAAGCGAUCGUUGUGGGACGCGAUUUGCGUGACUCGCAAUCUGAUCAAGGACAACAAAAUCGUGUAUGGAGGCGGCUCGGCGGAGCUGGCGUGCUCCAUUGCGAUCGAGGAGUUCGCGGCGACGGUGGGAGGGAUGGAGCAGUACGCGUACCGAGCGUUCUGCGAUGCGCUGGACGACAUUGCGGUCGCUCUCGCGGAGAACAGCGGACUGCCCUCCAUGGAGAUUGUGUCCUACCUGAAGAAGUGUCAGAGGGAGCAGGGAAAGCCGUGGCUGGGCGUGGACUGCAUGGGAAAUGGGAGCAAUGAUAUGAAGGAGGCGCAUGUCAUCGAGACGUUGAUCUCCAAGCAGCAGCAGUUCCAGUUGGCUACCCAGUUGUGCAGAAUGGUGCUGAAGAUUGACGAUGUGAUUUCGCCAAGCGAUCUAUAG